AUGCAGAUCCAUCAUCAUGAAAGCCGAAAGUUUGCAUGUGGCUUUGCCUCCGGUUUGAUCUAUUUCUAUGGUUUGUGGACCAAAAGGAAGGUUGACGAUGGAGUGCCCAGUGGCGGAGCCAGUGUGUACAGAGGGUCGAGUAGCUUCUUUGGGUUUGAUCCAAUUGACAAACAAUUCAAAGUAUUGUUCAUGGGUCAUCCAUGUUGUUGUGAUGAUCACAGAAUUAUGACAUUGGGAACUAGAGGAAUGAGGUGGAGAAAGAUCAAAUUUUCUUUAAGAGUUGAGAUCGUGAGUGAAGGAGUAUGCAUUAAUGGGGUUUUGUAUUACUUAGGUGACAUGUGGGAUUAUAAGGAAGUUUCUGAGGCGAGGUCUAAUUAUGUGAUAGUUUGCUUUGAUGUUAGGUCUGAGAAAUUCAAAUUUCUUUAUCCGGAAAGCUUUUGUGAAUUGAUAAACUACAAGGGUAAGUUAGGUGUGGUUUACUAUGAUGAUCUCACUGAUGAUGCCAUUGAGUUGCGGGUAUGGGUUCUAGAGGAUGUGAAGAAACAAGAAUGGUCGAAGUAUUCAUACACUCUGAGGGGUGAUAAACUCUUCCCGCAUUAUUCUUCCGUGGUUGGAGUGAUUUCUACGGGUGAAAUUGUCUUGUCGAUGACUGACUAUACAUCCAAACAACCGUUUUAUAUUUACUAUUUCAAUCCAGAAAGGAACACCAUUCGACGUGUUGAAAUCCAAGGUUUCGGAGAAUACCAUCUUACAAAACCUUCAGAAAAACCUAGUAGAGUCUACGUCUUUUUAGACGAUUGUAGUAGAUUCUAUACCUUCGUAGACCAUGUUGAGAAUCUUAAUGUUAACGAUCCAAGGCUACUCAAGUCAAGCAUCUAUGCUCCAUAUGUGUAUAAAGAAGAAGAUGAAGAAUCAGAAGAAGAAGAAUAUGAUGAUGAAAAAAAUAUUUUUCGUCGUUUUUAUGGUAAAAAGAGGAGAUGGAGAUGA
Raphanus sativus (radish) is the source of this 987-nucleotide messenger RNA. Its product is annotated as F-box protein At1g47340-like. The record is from RefSeq and is a predicted model, not a curated record. Lineage: Eukaryota; Viridiplantae; Streptophyta; Magnoliopsida; Brassicales; Brassicaceae. The coding region runs from base 1 to 987 and encodes 328 amino acids. The transcript is spliced from 2 exons.